AUGUCUUUAUCCGAUCCGAAUUCCUUUACCGAUGACAUUCCGCAACAAGAAGCAGAGGAAGAAAAAUCGUUAGAAGAACUCGAACAACAGCUCUCACAAUUUACGGAACAAUUAAAUCAAUGUGUCUUGUUGUCGCAACAAGAACCCGAGAAUGAAGAGUAUGGUGCUCUCAUUGAUGACUUACAAAAUGCUAUUCAAUUAACCAAUGAAUUGAUUAGAUUAAAAAAGGAAAGCACAACAACACCAUCAUCAAUGCCAGGACCGCAAUUUCAAGAAGGAGAUUACUGCUAUGGAUUGUAUGAAGGGUUAUGGUAUGUGGCUGUUGUAACAAAAGUCAUUGAUAACACAAAAAAGCUACAAUUAGCUUCGGAAUCGCCAUCAUCUAAAAAACCAGCAUAUGAAUAUUUCGUAAGAUAUGUUGGAUAUGGAAAUUCUGAAUUUGUUUCAAAAGAAAGAUAUACAAUCAAGGAGUACUAUCAUCCACCUGCUGAAUUCCUUCAACAAGGAGCAAGAUGUCUCGCAGUUAAUGCUAGUGAUCCAGAUGGAAUGUAUGAAGAAGCUGUAGUUGACAAGCUUACAGACAAGGAGACAGUUUGGGUCACUUUUAAAGAGCGGGGUGUGCUACAAGAGGUUCCUCUUCCACUGAUUCGAGUUGGAAAUGAACACUUCUAUGACCCCAAAUACAAACCUAAGAAGCUUAAAAAGAAGGAAUCAUCGAAUCGAACUGAAACAUUAUCGGGCCAACCUGUCACUUCACAAACUACAAGCAUUGCAAACAAAGGUACCACUACGGAACAACAAGGUAAAAAGUAUGAUCAGUCCGAAGCCGACGUCAUAGCAAAAAAGAAAAAGAAGCAAGAAAAGAGACAACAAAAACUUCAAGAGCAAGAGAAGCAACUUAAUCAAAAGAAACAAAAUUGGCAAAGUUUCAUGAGCAGAAAUUCAAGCACAUACAAGAACGCCGGAAAAACUUUGCAGGCCACCGAAAAGACCUAUACUCCUGCUCAAAAGAAAACCAAGCUAACCACAAGUGCUGGCUCAUCAGGUAGCAGUAGGCCAAAUAAUCGAUAG
This is a messenger RNA of Naegleria lovaniensis, 1071 nucleotides long. RefSeq lists its product as uncharacterized. The transcript has a single exon. The coding region runs from base 1 to 1071 and encodes 356 amino acids. NCBI's taxonomy places the organism in Eukaryota, Heterolobosea, Eutetramitea, Acrasida, Naegleriidae. The record is from RefSeq and is a predicted model, not a curated record.